Messenger RNA from Arabidopsis arenosa, 576 nucleotides. The record is from the annotation of a GenBank genome assembly. Lineage: Eukaryota; Viridiplantae; Streptophyta; Magnoliopsida; Brassicales; Brassicaceae.
GCAUUCAUCGGGUUAUGAAAGUGAGGCCAACAGUAACUCUCCUGGUGACCUUUUCUUUGAAUAUCUUGAAGAUGCGUGAACCAUUGACCAACAAGGGAAUUGAGAAUCUGUAUAGUAAGCUAUCACUUAUUUAGAGAGUUCAAGUCGGAUUAGAGCAAAGAAUGGACCUGAACGGAGUCAGCGCUAAUGAUUUUGCCAUUGAGACGCUUGGCGAGCUCCAUAGCAAGUCUGCUUUUCCGGCGCCGGUGGGACUAGAAAUCACAAUCACCUUCUGUUUUUCAGACUUUCUCUUCUUCGUCCCGUUCAGAGGAACAGAGCGAGCGGUGGCUCCGCAGAAUCUCCGGUGCAGUACAAGGCUUGGUGGUUGCAGCCUCAAGUUGAUGGAAGGGAAGGAUGACCCGCGCAAAAGCUCAUCUCGAAGAGAGACGACGACAUUGAGCGAGGGAUUAGAGAACUACGGUUCUGUUUCUUUAAUGAUUUAUUAGUUUCACUUUUACAUUUGUUUUAUUACUGUUGAAAACUUCCUAUGUAAUUGAAACAGUUUGUUUCCAUACUGAAUCAAUUAAAUUGUUGUCA